Molecule: messenger RNA, 1892 nt
Organism: Didymodactylos carnosus
Lineage: Eukaryota; Metazoa; Rotifera; Eurotatoria; Philodinida; Philodinidae
Source: the annotation of a GenBank genome assembly
CGGCACUUGCUAUAGUUCAUUAGUCUUUUUUGUCAAUAUAAAUAAUCUUCAUAUUAUAAUCAAGCUAACUUACGUAUAUUGUCAAUUAGUUUGUUCUUUUCUUAUUCUAUAAUAUAUAUAUCUUGAAAUAAAGUGUAAAAUUCACGGAACAUCAUCAAACUUUAAAAAAAUAGGAAAAAAACUUUUUUUGUCAUCGCGGAGUCGGAGCGGAGUCAGAGCGGAGCGCUUCGUAAGGACGGUCGAGCUGGAGCGGAGUCGGAGCGAAUGUUUUGCAGUGAGACUGGAGCCUGGAGCGGAGUCGGAGUGGAGCGGUUCGUAAUUAGCUGGAGCUAGAGCGGAGCUGGAGCCAAAAAUGGUCGGAGCGGCCCAUCUCUGAUCAAUACUCUAAAUUUCCAUUGUACAUACUUAAUUGAAUGAUCAGAUAGAAUUUUUGAGUACAUGAAAUAGGAUAUUCUCGCAGAUAAAUUCAUGAACUUCACAAUAUGCCAAAAGUUCUGUCUAAUGCAUUGUAUAGAAAUGUAUCAUCUACAAGGGUCCCUCAAAUGUGGCUAGUACAUAUCCAGUUUAUUCUAACUAAUUUAUAAGAAUAUUAUAAAUAGAUCAGUGUAUAUCAGAGAGUUUUUCUAUAGAUUAAGUUUGAAGAGACUGACUAGCAAGACAAUUCGAGCACCGUUCCUGUCACGAAUGCAUGUAUCCACUGUUGGACGUUAAGCCACUUAGUUGCUGAAGAUAUUUCGAUUGUAAAGCUAUCAAAUUGAGCGUUAAUCGAAAAUACUCUCGAUUUUGCCAAAAAAAUCUUGAAUUUAUUGUAUAAAUAUGCUGUUGAAAAGCAAAGAGGAAGUGCCUUCAAGGACACAUUUUGGAAUAUAUACCUAUGUAUACGGUAUACUUCUGUCAACGUGUUUCAAAUGUGUUCUGUAACACGGUACAAAUUGAAAAUGGUACAUUUCGGCGCACGCUUUUAAUACAGUGUGUACGUCAAGUUUUUCUAUUUCUUAAACAAUGAAAGUGUGAAAAUAUCGUUCACAUAGUAUUUUACACAAAAUAAAUAUUCAGGAUUUUGUUUUUUUUCAAAAAUUUUUUUUACCAAAGUUACCAUCUUUUGCUCGACUUCUAUUGUUAAAAUUAAAGACUCACAUACGAACAAAUUUGUUUUCUUUCUAGAAAGACAUAGUCUUCUGCUCUAUUUUAAUCUUUCGUGAAGAGGACAAUAAAUAUUAGCUCUAUAAAAUAUUGCUUUCUACUUUUUAGUUGAUGGUCAAGUAAACCGUCCACAAUUUCGUUCAUACAUUAAAUUUAUGAAAUCAUCAACAAGUUAUACAAUUUACGAAAUUGAUGUUAGUCAAUCUGAAUAUGUCACGUAUAAACAGGACACGCUUAAUUUUUAUACAAACGACACGACAUGGAGUGAAGGCCAACAAUAUUAUAUCACAUUUGACGAAGGAGUACUGUACUCAAAUCAAAUACAAAACUCAACAGUUCAAUAUGAUCAAAAUUUUUGGAAAUUUCGUGUGAUUGAUGCACAAGAAGCACAUUUUAGAUUUAGACGAGCUGCUUCUGAUGACAGUUCAAGUACUUAUAUACCUGGUACGAUGACUAGUUUAAUAUUAGAUACUCUGACAAGUUCUCAAAUGACACCAGUUAGUAAUACUACUAAUAUGUUUGAUACAACUUCUAACGUCGAUUAUUCUUACUCCUCCCAUUACACAUUCUCAUCUAGUGAUAAUUACUCAAAUUUAUCAAUAUCUACAAGUGGAACACCAACAAUACGAGGUGAAUCACCACCGACAAUGUCUUCUCAACUUGGCAUGGGUUUAGGGAUUGUGUUUUGUGCUGUUGUUAUUGCCGGUGAAGUGGUAUAUUUUAAAUUUUUUUAUCGUAAACACAAUUGA